ACUUCGUGGCUCCAAGACCUAGAACUUUCAACCUUCAAUCUCGGAUGCUAAAUGCCGCUUGGUGAUGAGCUGAAGACGAAAAUGGCAAAUGAUUGGCCUAUAUCCCAGCAAUAUGUAUUUGGUAAACACAAAAGAGCCGAUCUCCCGUACAGCCCUACGAUAGCAAUACGAGGGUACGGCAUAAGUCCCGUAGCUAAAGGAUCCUAUAGCCUAUAAGCCCCCUAUCAGCCCAUCCGUCGAAAUGAAAAUGAAUUGUUCUUGAAAUCUUCUACGUACGCCUCCGGAAAACCCGACCAAGUGUUCGUCCACGAGUCCGAAGAAUGUCCACCAACGACUUUACCGGCUGGGCCAUUCGCCGCAGCGGCUCCUGCGUUGGGGAAGUUGACUGUGGUGUUACUGUAGAUCCCUUUCACGCCUGCUGCCCUUCCUCGACGGCAUGUCCAAGCCAGUACAACGUAGCUUGCUGCCCAUUCGGCACGAACUGUACGGCAGCGGCUGUCGAGACCCCGAAAUGCGCCAACGGAUCGUGGGCCAUGUUUGAUAACGCAGGCUUCUUCUGCUGCGAACAGGGCUAUAUAGGCUACAACUAUCGCGGUUCCGACGGGUGUUCUAAAUCCGGGGCAAGCUUACCGGAUGGCGCGUUGCCGCUUGCCGAGAUUUCCCAAGUCAGCUUCACCUCGAGCUCGACGACGUCGACAGCACCAACAGCAACACCGACGGCAUCAGCUACGUCAGACUCGCAAUCUAACUCCGAUUCCAAUUUCGGCUCGAAUAACUCGGCCCCCGUAGGCGCAAUAGUUGGGGGUGUAGUUGGAGGAGUGGCAUUUCUCGCGCUUGUUAUUUUAUGCUUAUGGUUCGUUCGCCGAAGAAAAGCUCGGCUCGAAGACGCUUCGCAGAGUUUCAUGCUGAACCAAGAACCUCCGGUCCCGAUAAGAACCGAGAAAUACGCGGCGACAGUCACGCCCGGUCAAGUAGAGAUUGACGGUAACCCCCGAGCCGAAUUAUCGAAUGACGCCGCUACGAAGACAUACGAGUUAGCUUAAAGUUUGUGCAUAGGCGAAACCUGGGUUUUACGGGACAGAAGAGAGCUGGUAGACUGGUAGAUUAGAAGUUGCCGACGCCACGGUUCCACAGAAGUGGAGGGAAAAAAACUCCGCGACAGGUCAUUUAGAAAGGCGUUGCAUAUCGCUUUCUCAGAGAAUAUCCCGUAUAGAGUAAUCGAUUUUAAGAAGAUUUUUAAUAUAUAUAGAAGGUCAUCAAAGACCGCAUUUUAUCGCCUGUUCGGCUUCAAGAUCAAUAUAAACACAGUACCCAUACCUCAA
Daldinia vernicosa is the source of this 1322-nucleotide messenger RNA. RefSeq lists its product as uncharacterized. NCBI's taxonomy places the organism in Eukaryota, Fungi, Ascomycota, Sordariomycetes, Xylariales, Hypoxylaceae. The coding region runs from base 321 to 1043 and encodes 240 amino acids. The record is from RefSeq and is a predicted model, not a curated record. The transcript has 2 exons.